This is a messenger RNA of Lachancea sp. 'fantastica', 1425 nucleotides long. The record is from the annotation of a GenBank genome assembly. Lineage: Eukaryota; Fungi; Ascomycota; Saccharomycetes; Saccharomycetales; Saccharomycetaceae.
AUGACAUCAAAAUCGACCAAGAAGGGACCCUGGACCUCAAGUGAGGACCAGGCCCUGCUGGCGCUGGUGCGCCAGCUGGGCCCGCAAAACUGGGUGCGGAUAGCAGCAGCGCUGCAACAUCGGUCGCCCAAACAGUGUCGAGAACGAUACCACCAAAACCUAAAGCCUUCGCUCAACAAACAGCCGAUCUCCGAAGCAGAAGGAGCGGUGAUUGAAGACUUGGUAAGCCGGCUAGGCAAAAAAUGGGCAGAGAUCGCCAGGGUGCUCAACAACGGCCGCAGCGAUAACGCGGUGAAAAACUGGUGGAACGGCGGUGCCAACAAGCGCUUGCGGGCCCGAGGAACAGUCUCGGUUCCAGCGUCAGUGUCAGCGUCAGUGUCAGCUCCAGCGUCAACUACAGCUCCGGUUCCUGCCACUGCUACCAUGCAUCAUCCGCUCGCACGAACAGAGUCGAUGCCUGCGUCGCCGUCGCAUUCCGUUUCUGGCUCGAACUCGGUAUCGUCUUCAACGGCGUCCUCCUCGCCAUCGGCUGCCGCCGCCGCCGCCGCAGCAGCAGCAGCAGUGGGCUCGGCCACCACCGUCUCACACUAUAACCAUCACCAUCAGCCCUCACAGUCGCCGGCUCUCCGACCAGCUUUGGUCUCCACAACUUCGCUCCCGCCUGUGAGUUAUAUCCAACAGUCGAUCUACAACGCGGGUCACACUGCGAGUUCUUCGAUAUCCUCUAGCACAACAGCAUCUUCGGCUUCAACUCCGGCUUCAACUCCGGGCUUCCAAGGCCACCGAAGCACAGGCUCGGGACCCUCACUUUUCCACAACCUGGUGGAAAAUCGACAUUCUCAGUCUUUCUCGACUCCCUCGCAAAAAUGGCCCUCGCAUUCCAAGAGCCAUUCCGAGCUGCCGUCGUUGGGAACCGCCGUGUGGGGUCACUCCAGAACCGUUUCGCCCACAGCCGAGGUUUUCGGCGCCAGCUUCAUGGAUCGAUCCCGAAGUACGUCCAGAAGGUCUUCAUUAGCGUUUUUGGACAGUAUUGGCAGUAAUAAACGUCCGAGUCCCAGCCAUCGGGCUGUUCAGGAUUUUCCUGGCAUCCAAUCCGCAAGUAUCAGCUCUACUAGCAGCAGCAUAAUGAGCCCUGCCAAUUUCUCGAGCACACCCGGAUCGGCAGUGUCUGCAGCGCCGGCCCCAACAUCGAGCUUCUUGGCGAGUGAAUCCACUCGUCAACUUAAUGACGCCGACAUGAUUAGACCGGAUUUCAAAUUCGGCGGCGAUUUUACAAAACAUACCACCACUCCCAUGCCACGGCCCUUGCUACCGCAAAGUGCCGUUAGAGAGCAGCAACACGUACCGUCGGCUACAGCGCCGUCGAAUCAGCGCAAUAAAUCGCAGACUCGUGUGACCCUUGGUGAUAUUUUGAAUAAGCCAUGA